UAAAAGUUUUUUUAGAAAGUCCUUUAUUUGAUAUAAUUUUUUCAAGGAAUUACAACAUGAAGUGUCCACUCUGCAAGACAGACAAACUUCGACGGGAAUUUCCUUUUGAACCACUCACAGAUGACUGUGAACAUGCACCACUUCACUGCCUUCAAUGCACUACCAAAAGUGUCAAGAAGAACCAGUCUUGCUCGAUAUGCAACAAAAAAGUUACCACUGAAAACCCACAGUAUCAAGAAUGUAUCAACAUAUUAAAGAGACUCUUCCCAGAGAUUGAAGCCCCCCAAGCUAUCCCAAGCACCACCUCAGCCACACUAUCUGGGAAUGAAACAAUAACAGUGUCCAUGAUGGGUGGAGAGACUACUGUUAUCCCAUAUGAUGCCAAUAUGACUAUUGCAAGCUUGAAGGUAAAGAUCAGCAAAUGCUUUUCUACUGAACCACAAAAGCAGAGACUCCUGUGCGACGAGAAAGAGCUCAAGGUACAGGAAGACUCCAAUCUGGCAACUCUUCAAUAUUAUGGUGUGAAGCCAUUCUCGACCAUAAACCUCAUUGUUGUUCUAUAUGAUAUUCCUGAUGAUUUUGAUGAAGUCAUUUUUGAUCUAUUUUGGGGAUAUCCCACUUCUGGAAGGGAUUAUUUGGAUGCUUCAGUACUUCUGUACAGUGAAACAUCUUUUAUAGAAAGAGUAGACUAUGGAUACAGACAGAGUGUGACAUGUACUGCAGUCUGGCACUCAGGAGAUGUGAUGGAUGAUGCAAAUCGCCUUGGACACCAUACCAUCAGAGUCAAGCUCAAAAGCUUGCAAAGUGGUAUCAACAGGUUAUUCUUCACAUUAAGUGCUUGGGCUUCUCCAAAUAUUUCAAAGUACCCCAAUCCAAGUCUCCGUUUCUUUGAUGCCAGAUUUCCUAAAAAGCAGUUGUGCAGUACUGCCAUGGACCAUGCUGCAUACUCCCAGGCUAUAAUCAUGUGUAGCUUAUGUAAAUUUGAUGGGGCCUGGAAGGUUUUGGGCUUGCGCCGACUUUCACGUGGAAAUGCAAUGGAUUAUGGUCCACUAAAAGAGACUAUUCUACAGCUGAUUACAACUGGCUUGUCAUAACUCAAAACGUUACUUGCAUAUACUAAAUUGAAAAAAAUCAUUGAUUUUUUUGCCCUUUAAGACCUAGAGGUAUUCUGGGUAGUUAACAUCCUGGGUAUUUGGAGAUCAGCAUUAGCAUACAGACAGAUGCAGCAGGAAGAGUGGCAAAAUGCUUUGUUCAAUAACUUGAAUCAAUGUUUAAGAGCUGCAAAACUGCAAUAUGCAUAACUAUUAGCCUUAUAAUCUGUUUACUCAGAACACCCUUGGGUCUUAGCUUCUAUGAUUGAACCUUAUUAACCCGACAAUGUUAUUCCAUUUAAAUAUACAUAUAUUGUAUACAUUCUAUUAAUGUAUGCAAUUCAAAAUCAAAAUUAUUUUCUGACAUAUUAUUAGUGAUGUCAAGUGAUGAAUUUCAAAUUGAUUUGAUCCUGACUUGUAAUAAUUGCUUUAGCCCUUCCGAAUCUUAGGGUGCUUUCCAUCAGGUCUAACCAACCAGUUUGAGUGGCCAGUUCUCAAAUGGUAUAUGCGUUAGUUCUUUAGAACUGGUUAGCCAAAGUCUCAAAAUUAAUGAGAACUGACCUGUACCAUUUGAGAACUGGCCAAUUGGACUGGUCGGUUCGACUUAAUGGAAAGCGCCCUUAGAAAUUAUAGUGUAGGCCAUAUAUGGUAUAUAUGUCCAUUUUAUGAAUUUAUGUACAACCAUAGGCACGUAUUUUAAUUAUAUGUACCCAAACAUUUUCUUUCUUUGGGCAUACCAUGAUAUUAAUUGCCUAACAGCUGCAUAUCCUCCAUCAUGUAUUAAAAUUGUAUACAUAGUUUAGAUAUUAUGUAGUUACAGUUUGGUCUGACUCUUACUCUCAACAGUACUAAGGCAAGUUUAGUAGUACUGCCUUCUAAUGUUUCACAUCAAAAUGCAUGUCAAACAAUAGUCUUGGGUCAUUUAUACAGAGGCCCUGUUAAGGAGUACUCAUGUCUGCAAACAAUAGGCCAAGGUCAUUUGUACAGAAGCCCUGUUAAGGGGUACUCAUGUCAAACAACAGGCCGAGGUCAUUUAUACAGAGGCCCUGUUAAGGGGUACUCAUGUCAAACAACAGGCCGAGGUCAUUUAUACAGAGGCCCUACUAGGGUAGCCAUGUCCUCCGCCUGAAUUUCACAACUGCUUAUGUCACAAUUUUCGGAAUGUUUUUUGUUUUGCUUGUUGGAAUUUACCCCUAACAGGCCUUAUCACAUUUAAUAUUAGCUUCUCCAAUUCAAGGAGAACAAAAUAUUCCCUAUGCAAUGGAUAGUGAUCACAUGGCACCAUGUAUAUUCCAGUAAGAAUAAAAAUAUUUGUUUAAACCUGCGGAACCUGGUCCUGAAAUGGUUGAAUUAUGUGCAUGAGUAGACUUUGUAAUUUAAGUUGUUAUCACUUUUUUUCUGCUUGGGUUCUGGACCAGAUAAAUAUUCAUUAACGAUAUUAUUAAUUUACUAGACAGAAAUAAAAGAAAUCACCAUUCCA
Molecule: messenger RNA, 2571 nt
Organism: Actinia tenebrosa (Australian red waratah sea anemone)
Lineage: Eukaryota; Metazoa; Cnidaria; Anthozoa; Actiniaria; Actiniidae
Molecular function (GO): protein binding
Source: RefSeq, a predicted model, not a curated record